AUCUAUAUUUGUUACACUAUGAGAAUUUUUCAGAAAUCACAAACUGGCAUACUGAAAUAGAAGUAUCUUCGAUUAAAAGAUGAAGAUCAUUAUAGUAUUUCUGGGAACUAUAAGUUUGAUAACAGCAGUUUCAAUACUUGACAAGAGAGGAGAUGACUGUGUGAUGUGUAGCGAUAACUCAAACUGCAUCUCUCCGUGGAUGUUUUGUGAUGGUUAUGGCGAUUGUAAAAAUGAAGAAGACGAAAUUGAAAGCAUAUGUAAAGCUGUUCCAUGUAAAGAAUCUGAAGUAAAAUGCAGCAAUGGUCUGCAGUGUAUUGAAGAAAAAGCUCAAUGUAACGGUUAUGUAGACUGUGCUGAUGGGUCUGACGAAAGUCUUCAAACCUGCAAAGAGCGAUCAUGUGGCGAAAACAAAGUGAAAUGCCAGGAUGGGAUUCAAUGUAUACCAGAACAAAACCUUUGCGAUGGCUGGACACGAUGUAAUGAUAAGUCAGACGAAGAACCCGCGUUCUGUAAAGAUUAUGAAUGUCCCAAGUUGAGAAUAAAAUGCAGGAACCAACUGCAGUGUGUCUCAUGGUUCAGUCUGUGUGACGGCGUAGAGACAUGUAGUGAUAAAUCCGAUGAAAAUCUAGAUUUCUGUAAAGAGGCUUAUCUUGGCUAGAGAGGUCUCCCCUGAGUUCUAGAGUCGAGCUAAUUUACAGCAGCAGAUAUUAUAGACAUAUACAUUGUAUCAAUCAUAUUAUGUCCAUCAUCAAAAUACAAUUAAAU
Molecule: messenger RNA, 765 nt
Organism: Mytilus trossulus (common blue mussel)
Lineage: Eukaryota; Metazoa; Mollusca; Bivalvia; Mytilida; Mytilidae
Product: very low-density lipoprotein receptor-like
Exons: 7
Coding region: 80-658 (192 amino acids)
Cellular component (GO): plasma membrane
Molecular function (GO): protein binding
Source: RefSeq, a predicted model, not a curated record